AUGUCGACAAUCCUCCGUACCGUUCGAAACCUGUGGCGGAUUGGUUUCAAAGAAUAUGGCCACCAAAUGCAGUAUAUUGGUUUGUCUCCCUCCCCGCAUAGGUCCUGCUGGGGUACAUACAGAGCUGACAGGAACGAACUCUCAACAGGUGAUACCAAAGCCGGCACAUUGAUAGCUACGGACCGAUAUGGAAACAAAUACUAUGAGAACAUGGACGAGCUACCACUCCGAACGCGCUGGGUCGACUAUAAAGAAAAAGAAUUCGACGCAUCCCAAAUUGAUGGUGGCUGGCACGCAUGGCUGGCAUACAUGGUUGAUAACCCCCCAACUCAAGAUGUGCUCAUGCAGACUGGCGUGCGACCGUGGGAGUUAUCAGAGCAUCGACCAAACAUGACCCUUUCUCGCGCUGCUUAUAGACCAUAUUCUACGGUGAGACCUAAAUAUUCUGCUUGGACUCCUGUAGCCGGGCCCCGAUAG
This is a messenger RNA of Paracoccidioides lutzii Pb01, 477 nucleotides long. Its product is annotated as NADH-ubiquinone oxidoreductase subunit B17.2. The coding region runs from base 1 to 477 and encodes 158 amino acids. The transcript has 6 exons. The record is from RefSeq and is a predicted model, not a curated record. Gene Ontology annotation, biological process: response to oxidative stress; mitochondrial respiratory chain complex I assembly. Gene Ontology annotation, cellular component: membrane.